Messenger RNA from Macrosteles quadrilineatus (aster leafhopper), 5348 nucleotides. Its product is annotated as sodium-dependent serotonin transporter. Gene Ontology annotation, biological process: serotonin uptake; sodium ion transmembrane transport. Gene Ontology annotation, cellular component: neuron projection; membrane. The record is from RefSeq and is a predicted model, not a curated record. The coding region runs from base 65 to 1792 and encodes 575 amino acids. The transcript is spliced from 13 exons. NCBI's taxonomy places the organism in Eukaryota, Metazoa, Arthropoda, Insecta, Hemiptera, Cicadellidae. Gene Ontology annotation, molecular function: serotonin:sodium:chloride symporter activity; serotonin binding.
CGGUAACACUGGCCCAGAUAUGGUGUGGCGGGGCGGACCGGGCUAAGCCUAACACAGCGAGGGGAUGUCGGACGGGGAGGAGGAGGAGGCGGUGGUGGAGGCGGUGGUGUCCAAGGCGAGACAGCCUCCUCCGAGAGAGACCUGGGACAAGAAGGUCGAGUUCCUCCUCGCAGUUGUCGGCUUCGCAGUCGACCUCGGCAACGUCUGGCGCUUCCCCUACAUCUGCUACCAGAAUGGCGGAGGAGCGUUCCUCAUCCCCUACUGCAUGAUGUUGGUGUUCGGAGGACUUCCCCUGUUCUACAUGGAGCUCGCCCUCGGCCAGUUUCAUCGCUGCGGCUGUCUCACCAUCUGGAAGCGGAUCUGCCCCGCUCUCAAAGGUGUAGGGUAUGCCAUAUGUCUUCUAGACGUCUACAUGGGCAUGUACUACAACACCAUCAUAGGCUGGGCAGUCUACUACCUCUUCGCCUCUUUCCGUUCCGAGUUACCUUGGACUAGCUGCGACAAUCCCUGGAACACUCUCAACUGCACCCCCGUCUUUGACCUUACUCCAAACGACACCUCCUCAACCAGUCCUGCCAAGGAGUUUUUCGAACGCAGUGUCCUAGAACAACAAAGAUCUGAUGGUCUCAACAGGAUAGGUCCUAUCAAGUGGUCCUUAGCUCUGUGUGUAAUGGCUGUAUUUAUACUUGUAUACUUCUCGCUGUGGAAGGGGGUUCGGAGUACAGGAAAGGCUGUAUGGAUCACCGCACUCGCUCCGUACUUCGUGCUCAUCAUCCUUCUAGUCCGAGGAGUCUCUUUGCCAGGGGCGGCCGAAGGAAUCAGAUACUACCUUACCCCUCAGUGGCACAAGCUCAAAAACUCAAAGGUCUGGAUAGACGCUGCCUCCCAGAUAUUCUUCUCUCUGGGUCCCGGAUUCGGGACCUUGUUGGCGCUUUCAAGUUAUAAUAAAUUCAACAACAACUGUUACAGGGACGCUAUAGUCACGAGUAGCAUCAACUGUUUGACAAGUUUCUUGGCAGGCUUCGUCAUCUUCUCUGUGCUAGGCUACAUGGCACAUGUGCAGAACAAGAGUGUUGACCAGGUCGGGCUUGAAGGUCCAGGACUAGUGUUCAUCGUCUAUCCAGAAGCCAUUGCAACGAUGACCGGCUCCGUCUUCUGGUCCAUAAUUUUCUUCCUCAUGCUCAUCACAUUAGGCCUGGACAGCACGUUUGGUGGCCUGGAGGCCAUGAUCACCGCCCUGUGUGACGAGUACCCCAGGAUGCUUGGGCGAAACAGGGAAGUGUUCGUGGCUGUCUUGUUGACCGGAGUGUACAUUUGUGCUCUGCCUACCACGACAUAUGGUGGAGUGUACCUGGUCAAUCUGUUGAACGUGUACGGGCCCGGCCUCGCCAUCUUGUUCGUCGUGUUCGUGGAGGCGGCUGGAGUCUGCUGGGUGUACGGUGUGGAGCAGUUUUCCUCUGACAUCGAGUGCAUGCUGGGACAUCGUCCAGGACUCUUCUGGAGACUCUGCUGGGGCUACAUUAGUCCUGUCUUCCUCCUGGUCAUCUUCGUGUUCUCACUGCUCAGCUACGAGGAUAUGCUCGCUGGGGACUACGUGUACCCACAGUGGAGCAUCAACAUGGGAUGGUUGCUCACUGCCUCAUCGAUCUCGUGUAUUCCUAUCUACAUCAUCUACAAGUUCCUCAUUACUCCCGGCUCUUGUUUGAAGAGAUUGUCAAUAAUAAUGAAACCAGAGGAGUUGUCAGAGACCACCGCCAUAAAUACCUCCUAUGGCACCGGCACCCACGUUUGACUGGAGUGGUUGGUCUAACCAGUGUACAGAACCCAUACCUUGGUGGAGGCUUUAACUUUAAAUACCGUUCUAUGUUUUUUAUAUGUACGAUAGUUGCUUGAUUCGUAUAGAAGGCAGCAGUGUUCUGCCGUCAACAGCCAAGACGGCAGGGUUCCACAAUGCGGGAUGUAUACAUAUUUGGUUCCAAAAUGAUGUAUUUGUGCAUUUAUAUAUAUAUAUAUAUAUAUAUACUAUAUGUAUAUAACCCGUGGUGCAGUUGUAUAUUUUAGUAUAUAUGUAAGUCGAUGUCGUUAUCGGUGGCUGUACAUGAUAGUUAUAGGUUAGGUAAAGGAUAUUUAUAUACGUAUUUAGACUAUAUUUUGUUCGUACUGGAUGUAUAGUUAGGUGUAUUUUGUAGAAAUUUUUACAAAUUUCCUGUGUGCGUGUUACGGUUGCCGAUUGACAAUAAGGAUGUGUUAAUAUUUGUAGGUGUAAUGUUUUAUCGCGAAUGAAAUAUUUUGAUAUCCAUUUUGUAAUUGUUUUUACUUAGUUUUUUCAGCAGUCUUUUAUAUCGUUUGGAGUCUAUGAUGUUCACGUGUCUAUCUAACUGCUCUUGUAUUUCCAGACAAUAACGUUAAUACUUGGUACCCGUACUUAAAUGUUGUAUGUCAGAAGUAUAUUAUAGCCGUUAGGAUACAGGGGUUAUGUGGUCGGUGUAGGUAUUUCGCAUACACAAUAUAACACCAACAGAAUUAUUUAGUAGACUUUAACGCUGAAGAAUAAUCAUUUGGGCUAACCUUUCUCAAUUCACACAUUUUAAGUCAGACUUAACACAAGUUUUCAUUGUAAACCAGUCUGAUUUUAGCAUCUUGUAAGUAUCACGAUGUUCUGUUGAAUCAAAACCAAACACGCAAAUUAAGAGAAUAAAGGUUUUUCGUGAAACCAGUUUCAAACCUAACCAAAACCAUAGACAAAAAUAAUUAAAAUAUAGACUGUCAGCCGUGCUGUGGUUACCAUGGUUAUCAUAGGUUCCGGCGCAAACCGCUGGAAGCGCCGUGUUACGUAGCGCGUAUGCCGUAACUAUAUGGCGCUCCCAGCGGUGUGCGCCAGAACCUAUGGUAACAGCAGCACAGCUGACGGUCUAUAUUUAAUAUUUUUUCUAUGCCAAAACAUAGAUGCUUUUCAAUUUACAAACACUGUUUUAAUGCUCCAAAACUACUGCCAACUAAGUACGCCAUUUUGUUAUUGCCACGUAGUGUAGAUCAGCAAUAAUGUGUAACAUACCAGUCAUGUUAAAUUUAUGUUACGUUGGAUGUCGUCAUUUUAUAUACACUUUCUCGAUUUAAAAUUACCUCAACAGCUGUUUGGUGUUUCAAAUUUCUAUCUUCGUUGAGGCAACAAUAAGUGGGUGACUUCAUUGACUUUACACCUUUACGUAUAGUCAAUGGUGACUUCCGUAUCUGUUGGCACAAACAACCGAAUAAAAAUAUCGAUUAUUCGAUUGUUUCAUUCGAUAUAUCGAUCGAUAUUUUCAUUUGGUUGUUUGUACCAACAUAUACGGAAGUCCACCCCAAUAAGUCUUGCCUAGUAAAUAUAUAAGUGUUGUACGGUAAAAUUCCGUUAUCAUUGUAUCAUAAAUAUAGGAAAUUUAUUUGGUGAAACAGGUUAAGUGUUCUGAGUGUACUCAUAUUGUGCUUAGCGAAUUUUUUUUGGACUUUGUAAAAGAUUUUAAAUAAAGUAAAAGUUAUUUAACAAUGUCCAACAGAUAUUAAUCCGUAAGAAAUAUCAAGCUAUUUUUCUGGAAGUAAUUUAAAAUGAAUAAUGUGGCGAUUACUGAUUAGGAUGAUUUAAAAAAUGCAUUUGAUUUAUUACGAUAGUUAACUAAUUUACAUUAUUUUUAUAUAUCACGUUAGACCUAAUAAUAUUGAGAGUAUUUCUAAUUUGUAUGUGGGUCUCACUAAAACUAUACUAACAGACAUAUUAACAAACAUACAAUAUAUUUUUACUUUAGUUUAGUUUUUUAACAUAUUUGUUUAAUCCAUCCUUUGUUUCACAGGUUUGUUUUAUAAUACAAGUCAACGUAAGUACGAGUUUGUAAAAUUAAAAAUCUUUGAAUUUAUAAUGUUUUUUUAAUUUAAGGAGCUACGCACAUCAACAGUUUUUUCUAAGUGUUUCCAAAGGGCCAGUUUCUCUGCAAGAAUAAACAAGGUGUAUUUUAAUCUUAAGAACUGCCCUUUUGUAUAUCUUACCAAUGCAUAUGACAAUAUUAUAUCAAUGUUUUCCCAGCUAUGUAUAUACUAUUCUACCCGUCUCAUCAACACUGUUUUAUGGUGAUAUUGCGUAGAGGAUAGUACUAUAUAUUGUACAUAAUACUAUAUAGGUAGAGCCUAACUGUCUCUGUACAAAUAUCUAAGUCGCCCGUCCCUAUAUCUGGUGACAUCGGUCUGAGAUUAAGUCUCUUGGCUUUAUUCAGUGCUUGGAUUUUAAUUUGAAAAUCAUCGACAUAAGAAACUGUUUACCAAAUAUAGAAUAUUGUAAAGUUACAGGUGUUAUGUGUGCAGCUGAAGUGUAAUUUAGAGUACUUUAUACAGUAAAUUACAUUCCAGUAGUAUUCAAUACAUAAAAAUUUGGGUUUUAAACAACUGUACAAGAAAUGAUUAUUCCUUACGGGAAAAACGUGUGAAUAUAAACAAUUAUAGUGGUUACUUUAAUGUCAUAUGUAAAUUCGAUUUUAAAAUUUGCAAAUUCCUAAUUAAUAUCACGAAUACUAGAAAAGUACCGGCAUGGAUCAUAAACAAACCCCCUAUACUAAUAGCAUUAAUUAACUUAUGGUUUUAUUUACUUUAGACCAAAAACGUCAUACCGGGUCUUUUCUAGUAUUCGUGAUUAAUUGAAUAACUAUAAUAAUUAUUACUUACUUCUUAUUGAAUAACGCAAACUCCAUUGCACAAUGUUGAAUUGUAUAUACAUUUAUAAGAGGUAAAGACAACCAUGACGGAAGAAAUAUAUAUCUCUGAAUGUAAAUUUAACAAAUAUAUACUACCAAAAUAGGACACGAAACAUAAAAAUGUAUACAGAAAAACAUAGGCCUACGCUCAACAAGGAAAUACAAACUUGUGCAAUUUACAAUCCAUUACAGCUUAGAAUAAUGAAUAAUAUCAAGAAACUUAGCCUACUUGUAAAAAUGAAAAUACGGUAAACCACGUUUGCGAGAUACUGUUGGGAAAAUUAUGUUUUUGUUUGGAAGACAUCAUUUUUACCCUAUAUGGUUUGGACUUCAAGUGUGGAUUUUUAUGCACUUUCAAAAAAUAUCAAAACUAUUGCCGUAUUGUAAAAUAUUUGCGUGAAACACAACUUUUGAAACCCAAGUAUAGAAUGAGUCGAGACUACUUCACUAGGGCCGGGCGACGAUGUGUUGGUGCCUAGCCAUGACCGAGCUACAGCCAUGCACGGUCAAAGGCGUAUAAAACUGUGUCUGUGUCUAUGUAAGCGCCAUGUUGUACAUUUUAUAGAUCGAGAAGCUAGGUACAAUCAUCGUGUACAAUGUUGCCUGUUACACACUGGCAUAAAUAAACAA